Cynara cardunculus var. scolymus (artichoke) is the source of this 3320-nucleotide messenger RNA. Its product is annotated as histidine kinase 4-like. Gene Ontology annotation, molecular function: phosphorelay sensor kinase activity. The transcript has 11 exons. Lineage: Eukaryota; Viridiplantae; Streptophyta; Magnoliopsida; Asterales; Asteraceae. Gene Ontology annotation, biological process: phosphorylation; phosphorelay signal transduction system. The record is from RefSeq and is a predicted model, not a curated record. The coding region runs from base 1 to 2985 and encodes 994 amino acids.
AUGGGUUUGAAAAUGCAAGGCCACCAUCACCUGGUGGCAGUGAGUUUGAAUGAACAGCAGCUGGGCAGAAAAAGGAAGUACACAUCUUACAUACCCAGAACAAAUCAAGGCAAAUACUUGGCAUUGUGGAUCAUUGCUUUUGGGUUUGUGGCCGUACACGUUUACAGAUGUAUAGAUGCAGGUCAUCAAGAGAGAAUUGAAGAGGGUUUAGUGAGUAUGUGUGAUCAAAGGGCGAGAAUGUUACAAGAUCAGUUCAGUGUUAGUGUUAAUCAUGUUCAUGCUCUUGCUGUUUUGGUUUCUACUUUCCAUUAUUACAAGAACCCAUCAGUAAUUGAUCAGGAAACAUUUGCAGAGUACACAGCAAGAACAGCAUUUGAGAGACCUCUAUUGAGCGGAGUGGCGUAUGCACAAAGGGUAAUGAAUUCCGAUAGGGAAGAAUUCGAGAGUCAACAUGGAGGGACUAUAAGAACAAUGGCAAAGGAGCCUUCGCCUCACCGCGAUGAAUAUGCCCCUGUGAUUUUUGCUCAAGAAACUGUUUCCUACCUCAAUUUGUUAGAUAUGAUGUCGGGCGAGGAAGACCGUGGGAAUAUCUUGAGGGCUCGGUCCACUGGGAAAGCAGUGCUCACAAGCCCGUUUAAGCUCUUGGGUUCUCAUCAUCUGGGGGUAGUUUUGACUAUUCCUGUAUACAAAUCGAAACUUCCCCCAAAUGCAUCUGUUCGAGAUCGAAUUGAAGCUACAGCUGGGUAUCUUGGUGGAGCAUUUGAUGUCGAGUCCCUUGUUGAAAACCUUCUUGGUCAGCUUGCUGGAAACCAGGAGAUAGUCGUGAAGGUUUAUGAUGUCACCAACACGUCCGAUCCUCUAAUUAUGUACGGUCGCCAGACUCAAGAUGGCGAUCUGUCACGCACUCGUGUGAGCAUGCUCGACUUCGGUGAUCCAUUUAGGAAACACCAGAUGACUUGCAGGUAUCUUCAUAAGGCACCUAUCUCGUGGACAGCCAUCACCACUGCAACUUUAGGCUACGUGAUUGUCUUGUUAGCUGGCUACAUGUUCUAUACUGGAGCCAUCCAUAUCGUUCAAGUUGAGGAUGACUUUGAUACAAUGCAGCAAUUGAAAGUCCGAGCAGAAGCUGCUGAUGUCGCCAAAUCCCAGUUUCUUGCCACCGUCUCACAUGAAAUCCGAACCCCCAUGAAUGGCAUCCUCGGGAUGCUUGCACUACUCCUGGAUACGGAUUUAAGUUCAACACAACGGGAUUACGCUCAAACAGCUCAAGCGUGUGGAAGGGCGUUGAUUACUUUGAUAAAUGAAGUGCUUGAUAGGGCCAAGAUUGAAGCUGGGAAGUUGGAACUAGAGGCAGUCCCGUUUGAUCUUCGAUCCAUUUUAGAUGAUGUCCUUUCAUUAUUCUCCGAGAAGUCUCGGCAUAAAGGAAUUGAGUUGGCUGUUCUUGUAUCGGACAAAGUUCCGCAAAUUGUCAUGGGGGAUCCGGGAAGAUUCAGACAAGUGAUUACAAAUCUUGUGGGAAACUCUGUUAAAUUUACGGAACAAGGACAUAUAUUUGUUCAAGUUCAUCUUGCGGAACACUCUAAAGCUGUUGUUGAUGCAAAAUCUGAGACUUGUAUGAAUGGAAGAUCCGAAGGCUUUUCCCAGUUCAAAACGUUAAGCGGUCGUGAAGUUGCAGAUGACCGAAAUAGUUGGGACAAGUUCAAGCAUCUAAUAGCGGAUGAAGAGUUCCCAUUUCAAGUGAUAACGUCUGAUGGAACUUCUCAGAGUGUUAAUCUAAUGGUGUCGGUUGAGGACACAGGAAUAGGGAUCCCGAUACAUGCUCAGGAGCUCGUUUUCAUGCCAUUCAUGCAGGCGGACAGUUCAACCUCGAGACAUUAUGGAGGAACGGGAAUCGGGCUGAGCAUCAGCAAGUGUCUGGUGGAGCUGAUGGGCGGUCAGAUAAGCUUCGUUAGUCGGCCUCAAAUUGGUAGCACGUUUUCUUUCACGGCUGCCUUUAAACGGUGCGAGAAAAACGCGGUUAGUGAUCCAAAGAGAUGUCUUUAUGACGAUCUACCGACUUCGUUUAAAGGUUUGAAAGCGACCGUGGUUGAUGCGAAACCUGUUAGAGCUGCUGUAACGAGAUACCAUCUGACACGAUUAGGUGUGCUCGUGGAGGUCGUUCAUAGCAUACGGAUGGCGGUUUCCCUUUCCGGCCAAAAUGGUUCUGUGAGAUCAAAAAACGAAUGGCAACCGGAUAUGAUUCUAGUCGAGAAAGACGUGUGGUUAUCGGGUGAGGAUGUGAGCAACGUACAUCUUUUUGACUGUAGACAUAAUGGGCAUGUGAUAAAAUCGCCUAAAAUGAUCCUUCUUGCUACAAACAUAACUGGUGCCGAAUUCAACAAGGCAAAAGCAGCCGGGUUUUCCGACACGUUGAUCAUGAAACCGCUGAGAGCGAGUAUGGUGGCGGCAUGCCUUCAACAGGUUCUGGGAACGGUAAAGAAGGUGGAACAAGGUAAGGUUAUGGCGAAUGGAUCGUUUUAUCUUCGGAGUUUGCUCUGCGGGAAGAAAAUAUUGGUUGUUGACGAUAAUAGAGUGAACCGUAGAGUUGCAGAGGGUGCUCUUAAGAAAUUCGGUGCCGAUGUAGAGUGUGCCGAUAGCGGAAAAGCGGCCCUCGAAUUGCUUCAAUUGCCACACAGUUUCGAUGCCUGCUUCAUGGACAUUCAAAUGCCGGAAAUGGACGGUUUUGAGGCCACGCGUCGUAUACGUGUGAUGGAGAGCCAGGCGAACGAGCAACAUACAGGUGGCUCGAUGGAAGGGUCGUGCGACGGUUCAACCACCGAGUGGCAUUUGCCAAUACUAGCCAUGACCGCCGAUGUGAUCCAUGCAACAUUUGAAGAAUGCCAAAAGAGCGGAAUGGAUGGGUACGUAUCAAAGCCGUUUCAAGAAGAAAAUCUUUAUCAAGCCGUCGCCAAGUUCUUCGAGUCCAAACCGACCACCGAGUUGUAGUUUGAUCUUAAAAGCCCCAGCAAAUUUUGCAUAUCGCUUCUGCUGGUGUGCAUCUUAUAUGUACAUUCAACGGUACCGGGGUUUUCCAUUCCCGAGAUCCGGUGCACCGGCAGUAUAGUUUUGGACCACCGGUUGUGUAACCCUAACCAAGUUUGGAUCUAACUCGACGACACGCAUACCACUCCAUGGAUCGAACCCUUACGCGUUUGUAUAGAUGGUUUAGGAAAGGGCUCGAGUUGUAUCGUCAUUUGUAACGAUAUCGGGGAGCUGUUGGAAACACAUAUUUGAUGUUGUAUAAUUGUGUUUUGGCAAUAGAAGGAGGCUGGCUGUUUCCA